UCGAGAUUCAAGAUGGAGUCGUUGAGUCGAGCGGGGCAGGAGAUGAGUCUGGCGGCUCUGAAGCAACACGACCCCUACAUCACCAGCAUCGCAGACCUCACGGGCCAGGUCGCUCUGUACACCUUCUGCCCCAAGGCCAACCAGUGGGUGAGUGAAACCUGUCCACUGAAGAAUCCAGCCUGGCCGCCGCCGCCUCUUAAAGGGGCUACGCAGGCUGCCUGGGGUAGGAGCCAGGCAGGAGGCCUGAGCGGUGGAGACAAGCCAAGGACUGGCCUAGAGCCCAACCAGAGCCUGAGAGGUGUUUGGGCGCUCGGGAUUGGGAAGAAAGAGCGAGCGAAGUAGCCAAGACACGUCUCAGGAAAAGGCUGAUGAAGGAAGGGAUAGGAGCAGAAUCAGUACCAGAGGAUCGAUCGGGUUUGGGGACGUGGGCGACCUGUCUUUACAGAGGAGAAGACAGAUAUAGAAGGGACCUUAUUUGUAUAUCGACGGUUUUAAGAUAAUUUGGACUUUUCUCCAAUUAAAUCUAAGGUCAGCCUCACCCUACCAUGGUUUUACCAUUGUAAAUCGACUGAAUAUGCACAAUCUAGUUGAACCAGUGAAUAAAGAUUUGGAAUUUCAACUCCAUGAACCAUUUCUUCUGUAUAGAAAUGCAAGCUUAUCAAUAUACAGUAUCUGGUUUUAUGACAAGAACGACUGUCACCGCAUAGCAAAACUCAUGGCAGAUGUGGUAGAAGAGGAGACACGGCGAUCCCAGCAAGCUGCUCGAGAUAAACAGAGUCCCAGCCAGGCCAAUGGCUGCAGUGACCAUAGGCCUAUUGACAUCCUGGAAAUGCUGAGUAGAGCCAAGGAUGAGUACGAGAGGGCUCAGAUGGGCGACUCAAAUAUCUCCAGCCCUGGGUUACAGCCAAGCACUCAGCUUUUCAAUCUAGGAAGCACUGAAACUCUAGAAGAGACGUCCUCUGGAUCACAAGAUAAGUCUGCUCCAUCUGGACAUAAACAUCUGACAGUGGAAGAAUUGUUUGGAACUUCUUUGCCAAAAGAACAACCAGCAGUUAUGGGUCUGGAUUCAGAAGAAGUAGAGAAGCUCGCAGGAGAUGCCACCCAGAAAGAGCCCAGCUCGUUCCUACCAUUUCCCUUUGAGCAUUCUGGAGAAGCCGCUCAGUUGGAAAACCUAAGUGUCCAUUCAGCUGCUCACCACACAGUCCAACCUGAAGUCUCUACUCCGGUGCUCAUCACUCCAGCUUCAAUCACACAGUCUAGUGAAAGGCAUGCUCCAAGCUACACGAGCCCAUUGAGCCCCGUUCUCAGUCCCACUCUGCCACCUGAAGCUGCUACUACACAGGUUGCCCCUGCAUUACCUCGAAAUAGCACUAUGAUGCCUGCAAUGAAAACCACACCUAGGCAGAGGUCUCCACUGUUGAACCAGCCAAUCCAGGAGCUAAGCCACAGCAGUCUAAUUGCCAGCCAGAGCCCCUUCAGGGCCCCACUGAGUAUGACAAACACAGCUGGCACACCCCUCCCAAGUGUUGAUCUUCUGCAGAAACUCAGGUUGACUUCACAGCAUGACCAAAUACAGACACAGCCACUUGGGAAAGGUGCUGUAGCACCCAGCUUUCCUCCAGCAGCUGGCCAGCUGGCCACACCCGAGAGCUUCAUAGAGCCUCCCCCGAAGACAGCAGCCGCCAGAACAGUGGCCUCUGCCUCCCUGAGCAACAUGGUGCUUGCUCCCCUUCAGUCUAUGCAGCAAAACCAGGACCCUGAAGUAUUUGCCCAGCCUAAGAUGCUAUCCAGUGCCAUCUCGGUUGCAGGCCCUCCAUUGGUUACUGCGACAACCACAGCAGUAUCUUCAGUCCUGCUAUCGCCAAGUGUUUUCCAGCAGACUGUUCCAAGGUCCGCCGACCUUGAGAGAAAAGCAAAUUCUCCUUCUCCCCUCACCAUUGGCACACCAGAAAAUCAGAGAAAGUCUUCCCUUAUUCUCAGCAAGUCUCAGCUCCAGGAUACAUUGAUACAUCUGAUUAAGAAUGAUUCCAGCUUCCUCAGUACACUUCAUGAAGUUUACCUGCAGGUUCUGACCAAGAGCAAAGACAACUACAACCUAUGACUGGAGUAGAAUAAAUCCGAAGGCAGAGGUCAAUCAAGAACAAAUUGACUUCAUCAUGGAAAUUUCUUUCUAAGUAGAACAUGGAGUUUUGAGAAUUAUGAAAUCGAGCCUAUGAAAGACUCAGUCCUUAAGAAUGUUUCUAAGUGACAUUCUCAGUGACAAUGGAGGUUUCACUGUGAAGCAUCACCAGCAGACUUUUAUUUUGACAAAACAACAAAACGACCAUUGUAUUAAGCUAUAUGGGUGUUUUCAUCAGCUAUGCGGAAGUAUGUGAAAUAGGGAGUCUGGUUUUUCAGCUUACUUUCAUUUUCAAGGACUUAGGGAGAAGUAGCCACCAGCCUUGCAGCAGAACUCAACCUCACCUGCACCCCUUCCCCACCCACCCGCCCACUAGACGUGGCAUUAGGCUGACAGUCUAGUGUGGAACAGAAUAGAAAUCAGUUCUAACAGUAACUUUGAGUUUUAAAGGAUCAGAGUUUAAGUUGACAAAUUAGGAAUUAUUUGUUCAAGCAAAGUAUAUUUUAAAUGUAUGCCCCCAUUUGGGCCUUUAAAAUUGUGAAAUUUGUCAGCAUCUUGUUUUUAAAUGUCCACACUCCUGCCAUGCAGCAGGCACCAAUGCAGCAUUACUGUUCAAAUAGGGUCCUUCUGAGAUUUUUGGUGAUACAGAAUUUGAAAUAGGCUGGGACUGGGAAUGCUCAAAUCCUACCAGAAAUUUUCAUUUUAAGUUAAACUUUCCAGUGGUUUUGGAAAUGUUAAAUUGUGUGUGGAACACAGCCUUUUAUUUUCCUUUUCUGUCUAAACCGAUAAAAUUCAUUGUUAUUUGUUUUAACACUUUCAUAAAAGGACCAGUGGACCAAUCUGACAAAGCCAUUCUGGUUCCAUUCCUCAAGUGUACUGAGAACAGUUUUAAAGCUAUGCAGAAAAGGGAACUGUUAUUCACACUGCCCUUACUUUGUUGUUGAAUAUGGCAUUUAGAAGAAAGUGUGAGAUUCAGAACUUUACCAGUGUAUUCCUAGGCUGUGAGUAUUUUUCCAGCCCAAAGUGUGAAAAUGUGUAAAGAUGCUUUGUUAUGCUGCUAUUGAUCUGCCAUGAUUUAUAUUUAUUCUUUUAUGGCAUGUAAUGGUGUUUAGUAAUAUUUUAAUGUAGAUUUUGAUUUAUUUCAGCAAUAGUAAUUUUAAGAUAUUCUUUGAAUGAAAGUGUCUUCGUUUCUAUGAUACAGAUCAUUUUGUAGUAUUUAACCAGUUAAGAUGCACUGCUUACUUUUCUGAGCACUAUUUAAUGAUGGGGUAAAAACCCACGUGGCUCAACCAGCUAGCAUAAGGAUUAGCUGUGAAUAAUGCUGACAAAUGUGAUGGUUCCUUGGGAACAAUCAUUUAAGCUUUAAUGGUAACUCAAUCAUAAAUCUGUAGGGGGGUUUUCUAGCUGAAAUUUUAGGAAAUUACUUGUGAAUUACAUACUUUAGUUUGGUCUUAGUUUUUUUAGGAUAAAGAAUACUUCGUCUGAUUGGCUUCUGUUGAUCUAACAUGCUUCCUAGACAGUGUUUCUGCUCAGUUUAGUGUCUUCUCUUACUGUCUACCUAGUUAUGUGUGAAUCGUGUAGAAUUCAGGGAAGCUUAUAGGUUGUCAUACUCUAUUAGGGGUAGUUUGUUUUCAAAGAUAGUGUAUAGACUCAGCAACCAAAAAUGAAUUGCUAAUACGUCAUCCAAGAUAGAGAAAGUUACAGUGAGAGAAAGUUACGGUAAGAUAAGGAGUGUUGCUGACACCAGAGAUGGUGUGCAGAAAGCCAUGUGGCUGUUCUCAUAAAAUGAAUUUACCGGUUGGUUUGAUCAUGCCCCAAGUAUAGUCUCAGGGGCUUUAGGAAAGAGACAAAUCAAGGGAUUCUCGCUAUAAUAGACAUUUGAAUUUAAAUGAUGCUUUUGAGUAUGUUUAAUAAUAUGAGAGCGUACAAAGAGAAUACCCUACAGAGGGGCUAUAGUCAGUCACCCUUUAAUCCUCAGAAUGAAUAUGAUGGACAGUAAAAGAAAAUCUAUGAUAAGGCUUCCUUAGUGUUAAAGUAAACUUAAGUGCCCAAGUCAUGGAGACUUGAAAAAGGUAAACCUGUUUCACUCCCAAGUUUAUAUAAAAAUGCAGAAGCCAGAAGUUCGUGGUCCUGAUUACCAGGAAGUUCAGGCCAAAAUGAAUCCCCAGAGAGCCAGGCCAAGCCUGGAUUCUUGCAGUUGGAUGACCUUGGCUAGUCACAGUUCAGUUGCCUUAUUCUUCGUUCAGGCUUACUCUCCAGAACCUCAUGCUAGCUUAGAUUGCACAUUUACAUUGCUGCCGCAUCUUUACUGGAAACUUAGAACAGAAGUGAACACCAAGAUGGAGGUGCUUCUUGCUAGGUUUUGCAGAACCCCGGGAGACCUGCAUUUAGACCACUCAGUCCAUCUAUUCAUAUAUCCAUUCCCCUAACCUUUGCAGCCCAGAGUAUGGUAUGUGUACAGGAUCAUCAAUGGGUGGCGCUGCUCUUUAUGUUGUAAAGCGAUGUCUUUGAACAAAUCAUACACACCUAUGUACCUUGCAGAUGGCCUUAUUCCUCUCUCUUGAGCAUCUCUCCUGGGAUUUGUGAGGUGUAAAAGUUGGCCUGCUUGACCUUGGAACCUAAGUUUUCAAGUGACCAUCAAUGUCAGAAGCAGCAUUUCAUGCAGUCUGUGUGUGGAAUGUCCACAGCUUACCUUGAACAGAAGUGUUUUGGGUUUUUUUUCAGAAUUUAAGUCAGCCUGGGCCCUUCUCACAGGAGGAUGCACAGGCUUACCUUAGAAUGUAUCUGAUAGAUUUUGCAUGUCCAUGCAUUUGUUAUAUUUCUGGCCUGUGUUUUCUUGUAGAAACCAUAAAUCCCACCAAAUCCACUCUUAGGUAAAUAUUUUUAAACCAUGCAGCUUUAUUAUUCUCCUGCCCCAAAGAAUGUAGUUUGAAUCUUUCUCUUUUUGAUAGUAGAGGCCAUAACUGCCAAUGUAUUACUAAUAAUGCAAUGUGAAAUUGAAGGUGCCUAACUGCUUACAAAACAGAAUCAGCCAUCCCACUGUAACUUGGGGAGGAGUGAGGUGGCGCAGGCACAGGUGAGCUUUUGCAGCAUGGCAAAGAGGACUGUGAGGGGUCAGGGACUGCGCCCUGCAUCCUUGCCCCGUGUUGUGUGCAGACCAUGUUUCUUGCCUCCCUUUGGUUUCCUUCAGCUGCGUUUACCUUCUAGAAGCAAUAGUGCUCUGCUUCUCACUGUCUAAAAUGUUGAGAUCUGAGCAGAGCAGCUUACACUAGGCUUUUUAAAACCUAUGCUUGAGAACCUUUCAGUGAGUGGGCCAGGGCCUCAGGAAGCCUGUUUUUCAGCAGAUUUCAGCAGGAGAGAUACGUGCAAUGUUUCUCAGAUUUGGAUUUGGCAUCUUUCCUUUAAAUGCUAAGAUGCAAUAUUGAUCAUUUCGAAGUGGGAAAAAUGCAGAAUUGUGUUUGCCCUUUGUCUGUGCGAAUCCUUAGGAAACAUGUUUUUAAAAUAUGUGUUCUAAGUGAUCUUUUUAUCCUGUGUCACUGCUUUGGCCAUGUGGCUCUCAUGACCUUCAUUGUACUGGAUUCUUGGCUCCCAGCAGUGUGGGGCAAGAAGCUGUGGGGUGACAGCAAGAUUUUUUGUUCCACAAGCGCAAUACUGAUACUGCAUCAUUAACAUUUUUAACGGUAUGGGUUUUAUACCAUCUGUGUAUGUUUGCAAAUAUUAAGUUAUUACAUGUUUUAAAAUGAGCAUUUUUCAUCUUAAAUUUUAUAUGUUUGCAAAUAUAUUUUUUUAAUAAAAUCUCAAAACCAA
Molecule: messenger RNA, 5926 nt
Organism: Cavia porcellus (domestic guinea pig)
Lineage: Eukaryota; Metazoa; Chordata; Mammalia; Rodentia; Caviidae
Gene: Dcp1a
Product: decapping mRNA 1A
Exons: 10
Coding region: 575-2101 (508 amino acids)
Biological process (GO): deadenylation-dependent decapping of nuclear-transcribed mRNA; deadenylation-independent decapping of nuclear-transcribed mRNA; positive regulation of catalytic activity
Cellular component (GO): P-body
Molecular function (GO): enzyme activator activity; mRNA binding
Source: RefSeq, a predicted model, not a curated record